AAUUCGAACUGCGACGGCGGGUGGAGGGAGGAGUUGGUUGUUUCCGCGGCUGCUGUCCUGCCCGGUGAAUAGUUGCACAGGUUACAGGAAUUCGGUCCCUGGGUUGAGUCACGAAACUGGAAGAAGACAGAGAUCACAAGUAGACUGAGAGGCAGGAGGAAGCAGGCUCCCCGCUGAGCAGAGAGCCCGAUGUGGGGCUCGAUCCCAGGACCCUGAGAUCAUGACCUGAGCCGAAGGCAGAGGCUUUAACCUACUGAGCCACCCAGGCGCCCCAAGGAAACAUCUUGAGGUGGUAAGCAUGAAGCGCAGUUCAGUUUCCACCGGUGGUGCUGGCCGACUCUCCAUGCAGGAGUUAAGGUCUCAGGAUCUCAAUAAACAAGGCCUCCAUACCCCUCAAACCAAAGAGAAACCAACCUUUGGAAAGUUGAAUAUAAACAAACCCACAUCUGAAAGAAAAGUCUCUGUGUUUGGUAAAAGAACUAGUGGACAUGGAUCCCGGAAUAGUCAAUUUGGUAUAUUUUCCAGUUCUGAAAAAAUCAAGGACCCACGACCACUUAAUGACAAAGCAUUCAUUCAGCAGUGUAUUCGACAACUCUGUGAGUUUCUUACAGAAAAUGGUUAUGCAUAUAGCGUAUCCAUGAAAUCUCUACAAGCUCCUUCUGUUAAAGACUUCCUAAAGAUCUUCACUUUUCUUUAUGGCUUCCUGUGCCCUUCAUAUGAACUUCCUGACACAAAGUUUGAAGAAGAGGUUCCAAGAAUCUUUAAAGAUCUUGGGUAUCCUUUUGCAUUAUCCAAAAGCUCCAUGUAUACAGUGGGUGCCCCUCAUACAUGGCCACACAUUGUGGCAGCCUUGGUUUGGCUGAUAGACUGCAUCAAGUUACAUAAUGCCAUGAAAGAAAGCUCACCUUUAUUUGAUGACGGACAACCUUGGGGAGAAGAAACUGAAGAUGGAAUUAUGCAUAAUAAGUUGUUUUUGGACUACACCAUAAAAUGCUAUGAGAGUUUCAUGACUGGGGCUGACAGUUUUGAAGAGAUGAAUGCAGAGUUGCAGUCAAAGCUGAAGGAUUUGUUUAAUGUAGAUGCUUCCAAGCUGGAAUCAUUAGCAGCAAAAAACAAAGCACUGAAUGAACAGAUUGCAAGAUUGGAACAAGAAAGAGAAAAAGAACCGAAUCGUCUGGAGUCAUUGAGAAAAUUGAAAACUUCCUUACAAGCAGAUGUUCAAAAAUAUCAGGCAUACAUGAGCAAUUUGGAGUCUCAUUCAGCCAUUCUUGACCAGAAACUGAAUGGUCUUGAUGAAGAAAUCUCUAGAGUAGAGCUAGAAUGUGAAACAAUGAAACAAGAGAAUACUCGCCUGCAGAAUAUUGUCGAUAACCAGAAGUACUCAGUUGCAGACAUCGAGAGAAUAAAUCAUGAAAGAAAUGAAUUGCAACAGACCAUUAAUAAAUUAACCAAGGACCUAGAGGCUGAACAACAGCAGUUAUGGAAUGAAGAGCUAAAAUAUGCCAGAGGAAAAGAGGCGAUUGAAACACAAUUAUCAGAGUAUCACAAGUUGGCCAGAAAAUUAAAACUUAUCCCUAAGGGUGCUGAAAAUUCCAAAGGUUAUGACUUUGAAAUUAAGUUUAAUCCUGAAGCUGGUGCCAACUGCCUUGUCAAAUACAGAGCUCAAGUUUACGUACCACUCAAGGAACUCUUGAACCAAACUGAAGAAGAAAUUAAUAAAGCUCUAAAUAAAAAAAUGGGGUUAGAGGAUACUUUAGAACAGCUAAAUACAAUGAUAACAGAAAGCAGGAGAGGUGUAAAAACUCUGAAAGAAGAAGUUCAAAAGCUGGACGAUCUUUACCAACAAAAGGUUAAGGAAGCUGAAGAAGAGGACAAAAAAUGUGCCAGUGAGCUGGAGUCCUUGGAGAAACACAAGCAUCUGCUGGAGAGCGCUGUAAACGAGGGCCUCAGUGAAGCUAUGAAUGAAUUAGAUGCUAUUCAGCGAGAAUACCAACUAGUUGUGCAAACCACAACUGAAGAACGACGAAAAGUGGGAAAUAACUUGCAGCGUCUUUUAGAGAUGGUUGCUACACAUGUAGGGUCUGUGGAGAAACAUCUUGAGGAGCAGAUUGCUAAAGUUGAGAGAGAGUAUGAAGAAUACAUGUCUGAAGAUCUCUUGGAAAAUAUUAGAGAGAUUGGAGACAAGUAUAAGAAGAAAGCUGCUCUAAUUAAGCCUUCGGAUGAAUGAAGAUAAAAUAUUGAUUAUCUAAACAAGAACUUUAUUAACAGUGUAAAUUUUUAAAUGUCCUUUGUAAGUUCAAAAAAUCUCUAACAUAUCUUAUACCCCUCCUUACAAUGAAGUCUUAUGACCGUAUCUUCCCAAGCCUGUGAAAUAUUUUUAUAUUUUUUAUAAACCUAGUUUGUUAAUUUAAAGUAUGUAUAACCCAAAAUUAUGGUAACUUGUUAGAUUGUUAUCUUUAGAUGUGAAAGACUAGUUAUAUUAUGUAUCCAGAGUUAAUAAAAUUAUAUCAACAAAGUGUGUUUUUCCCUUAUUUCUCAAUCUAACUUCAGAUGGUUAGAAGACAGUUAUUUUUAUCUAAACCAGGAAUCAGCAAACUGGGCCAAAUGCAGUCACAUCCAUUCAUUGACACAUCAUCUAUGACUACUUUCACAGUACAGUGGCAAUGUUUAUUACAUUCAUUAGACUGCAGGCCCCAAAAUUAAUUAUCUGGCCCUUUACAUAAACUUCUCCAGUCCCUGGUAUACGCUCUACAAAGGCUGGGGCUCUACAGACUGUCAACAGUCUGUAAAAGAGCUACCACUGAACAUCCUAGUGAUACUGCUGCCCUUCUCACCAGGACAUUCCCUGUGGCCUUCAUGCAUGGGUUGUCCUCAAAGUCCUCCUAUGAAACCCUGGGGACUCUUCUGCCUUCACAUUGUGUGUUGCAGCAUUUUCACUUCCCUCAGCCUUUCUGUUUCUUCCUCUACUCUCUGCAAGGGCAACACAGGCAUUUCCAUUUGACUGAGUAAUAGCCAUCAUCUUAUCUAUCCAGCCUCCUCAUCAGUGAGUUUACCAAAUCUGCUGGGGUCCUUUACAGGGUGUUAAAUUCUGUAUUCUGAAAAAGUAUCCCUAAGCCAGGGAGUUCUUGCUUAUUGAACUUAAAUGUAUUAAGCACCUUUGUGGUACUGGAGUGGAACUGGAGAUAUUGAUAUGAACUCGUGGUUUGUAAUAUAUUGAUUCAGAUAGAAGUAUUUAGAUAUAUGUAUAUAUAUAAAUACUUAUAUUUUCUAGCUCUGUCCUUGGGGAAGACAUGGAAGCAUUGGCACAUUAGGAGCAACGAACAUAUACAGUGCUCAAGCUUUGGUUUCCAAAUAUUAUUGUCCAUUAAAAAGGACCAGUCAUCUUUGGAGAACUGGCCGAUUCCAGGGAUUGAGCAGGGAAAGUAAAGACUAGACCUGAAACAUUGGAUUGUGUCAGAAAGUAAGUGAAUACUCAAAGAAUGACAGAGAAAUGUCAAAAAAGGAUAGAGGAGUCAGCCGGAAGGGGGCUCCCACUGGUCAAACCUGGGACAAUUUAAACAUCAAAAUAAAUAAUGAUAGCUAUAGAUUAUUACCCAUUGAGUAAAGUAGAAUCCAUGGGCCCAUAGUCAUAUAAACAGUAGAGAAGGGUAAGUUCUUUGAGUAGAAUGCCAAGUGAUUAGUGUAGAAGUAAUGAAUAAUAGAAGUUAAAAAUCACUUUGCAUGUAAAAUUUUCUAGAAUUAGAAAUUAAAAAAACACUUUAUGUAUAGCAGCGUGGUUACAGUUAACAAUACUGCAGUGUGUAUUUGAAAGUUGCUUAGACAGUUGAUCUUAAGUUCUCAGCACAAGAAAAAUGUGUUAACUGUGUGAUGAUGAAUAUUAAUUAGACUUACUGUGGUGAUCAUUUUGCAGUUAUAUGAAUACUGAAUCAUUAUAUUGUACACCUGAAACUAAUAUGUCAAUUAUUUCUCAAUAAAAAAAGCAUUUUUUGGCAA
This is a messenger RNA of Mustela lutreola (European mink), 3993 nucleotides long. RefSeq names its product NDC80 kinetochore complex component (gene NDC80). Gene Ontology annotation, cellular component: Ndc80 complex. The transcript has 18 exons. NCBI's taxonomy places the organism in Eukaryota, Metazoa, Chordata, Mammalia, Carnivora, Mustelidae. Gene Ontology annotation, biological process: attachment of mitotic spindle microtubules to kinetochore. Bases 299 to 2227 code for a protein of 642 amino acids. The record is from RefSeq and is a predicted model, not a curated record.